Homalodisca vitripennis (glassy-winged sharpshooter) is the source of this 5731-nucleotide messenger RNA. RefSeq names its product CD2 antigen cytoplasmic tail-binding protein 2 homolog (gene holn1). The record is from RefSeq and is a predicted model, not a curated record. The transcript has a single exon. Gene Ontology annotation, cellular component: U5 snRNP. Bases 310 to 1362 code for a protein of 350 amino acids. Gene Ontology annotation, molecular function: protein binding. Lineage: Eukaryota; Metazoa; Arthropoda; Insecta; Hemiptera; Cicadellidae.
AAGUUAAGAGGUUAUGUUUUGGUGGUGACUGGUCGUUGAUAACUUGAAAUAAAAAUACAGUUUUCUCAUUUUUCACAUACGUGUCAAUACGUGUUUUAACUUAAAAAUUAUAUAUUUAGUGUAUAUCUACUAUACAGUGUGUUUGAUAUCUAGAACAUUUAAUGUAAUUGCUUUAUUUAAAAAAUAUGUAAAAUUUGAUUGUAGUGUUCUGUUAACCUCAUUCUCAGUGGAGGCUAUUGAUUUGAUCAGCCUGAUUAAAUUUAACUUGAUUUUCUUCAUAGAUAAUUGAAUUAUUUGGAUAAAAUAAGAAUGGCUACCAAAAGAAAAUUUGAAGAUGAUGACCAUGAUUCUACUGAUAUAAUGGAUACUAAUUGGCGGGACAAGCCAAUUAAAACUACUAUCACCAAACACUCCUUAGAUUCAGAUGAGGAAGAUGAUAAUGAUGGUAAAACAUAUGAUAUACUAGAUGAAGAUGAAAUUGAAGGACAGGAAGAAGGCCUUGCAGGUAUGGAAGGCGGGAUUCAAAUAACACCUUUCAACAUGAAGGAAGAAAUGGAGGAAGGUCAUUUUGAUACUGAUGGUAUGUAUCAUUGGAAAAAAGAUGGAAAAGUGAUACGAGAUAAUUGGUUAGAAAACAUAGAUUGGGUUAAAGUUCACAACAAAAAACAAGGUAGUACUACUGGUGAUGGUAAGGAUGAAGAUAGUAAUGAACUGCCUUCAGGCGCUACUUCUCAGUAUGAUGAUAUUUCUGUAUAUCGAGAAAUUAUACCUUUUAUGAAACCUAAAGAAACUGUGGCAAAAAGUCUUCGAAGACUUGCAGGAAAUCAAAACAAACCUAUAUCGUCUGCUGAAAGAUGGAAAAGGAAAAAAGCUGGCAUUGACACAACUAAAGAAGAAGAAGAAGCAAAAUUAAAUGUAUCUAAAUUAACAGAGCUGGCAAACAAGAUUCUUCAGAAUACUGGUAAUAUGGAUGUAUAUCAAGAAUCUUAUGAGUAUAUCACUGAGAAAAUAGAAUCUGCAACAAGAAAGAAACCAGAAGCAAAAUCUGCGGAGUUGGAUAUGUACUCAGAUGAUUUUGAUACAAAAGAAAAGGAAAGGCUUGAAACCAAAGACACAUCAUCAACCCAUCCAUCAUCUACACAAUCUGACACAGCUGCAAAACCACCUGAAGAUUCUGGAGAAGUCACUUGGGAGUUUAAACUGGAGAAAGAUAGCACUGAAAUAAGCGGACCUCACUCAUCUGAAGAAAUGCAGAAGUGGACAGAUGAGGGGCGUUUCAAGAAAGAAGUGUGGGUACGAAAAUGUGGACAAGAUGGAGAGUUUUAUACUUCUAAGAGAAUAGAUUUUGAUUUGUACAUUUAAACUUGUGUUUGCUUGACUAUCAGGUAGGCUAUGGUUUUGUAUCAGGUAGAUUUUGGAAUGUUAAUAUUUUAAGGGUUAUUGUGUUGGGUUCAACCGUAUGGCUGCCAAAGACUGAUUAGACAAGACCUCAAUACAAAAACUUCUAGCAGUAGAUUCAAUCAACUGCAUGGUUUAUUAUGAAAACUGCUGUUGGGUUUUUCAUUUAUGUUUUGUAGAAAACAUGUUCUCUGUAGUUAGAUUUUUAUAUUACAACAAAUUAAAGCUAAAUCUAGUCUUUAAAAAGUGUACCUAUGUAAUUUGUAAACCAAAUAAGAAUGCAAUUUUUGUACUCAUUGUUGAUGUUUUAAGAGAUGACUGCCACAAAGUUGUCUGUUGCUCCUAAACAGCCUUAAAUUAGUUGUUAUAUUAAAGAGUUCAACCAAAUUUGUUUACAAGGACUAAAAAUGUAAGAUACAAUUUUUUGUGUCAGUGUCUCAGUAUGAAAUUGCUACAUGAGAAAUAGUGCUAACAGUUUGGAUGAGACAUAUUGUUGAACUCAAAGUAGUUAUUGAAUUCUUGGCAGCCAAAGGCAUAAAAAGAGGCAGAGUAAGGUAAGCGGACUUGGUUUUUUUAUAUUGACAUUAUCAAACGAUAUACUUAUUAUAGCCUACCCAUCGAUAUAAUCAACCAAUAGUAAUUAAUUGGAAUAAUAACUAAAUCAUCUGCACCAACUGAACACUUAUUUUGAUAUUCUAAACACAAUUUGUUCUAUAAGUAACUUCUCUUAAAUAUAAAAAGAUAGUUCAUUUUAGAAAACUAUACAAAAUAACACUAAAGAUUAUCUACUGUGCCUCUCUCGGUUUGAAGAUGUUUGUUUUAUUGUUACAUUUUCUUUACUAUUUAAAUUUCAUUUCUCCUAUUACCUGUCUUAAAUUUUAUCGUUUGAUUUAUGGUUAUGUUUUUUUAAAAUUAUGUAUGACAUUACGUAAUUGUUUAAACUAUUCCUAUUAACUUGAAACAUGUAACUUGAAUUUGGAAUUUUAGAUACGUUGAUAUUCAUUGACAGUUCUGUUGUUCGGUAUAUAAAGUAUCGAUGAUUGUAAUAAGGGAUAUAAAACCGGGUCCGCUUAUCAUACUCUGCCCAUGAAAACAAGUAGGAAUAAGUUUUAUUCCAAUAAUUUCCUCCUUGAUCUCAUUAAUUUCAUUGGAUUUUAAACAGGACACUUACUCUAUUUCUAUAACAAAUAUGCACAUUAAUAUUAAUUUGAGUUAGAAUUUCUGUAGAAAUUAAGAAUUUCUAUAAUUCAUUAUCAUUUUGUGUGCUUUAUAUUUAAAUUUAGGGUACUAAACUAAGUAGUUUUACCAGGUUCACAUUAAAUUAACUUAGACUAACAUAAAACAGGGUUGCUUUUCACUGCCCUUGAACUUUUUUUUAUAAAUUUCUUUAUAUACUUUUAAAAUGAACACCACAUAGUUGAGGCUUUUCAAAAUCACAUUACUUUUAAAAUUUUGUGUGUUUAUUAAGACUGGUAAAAAACUUUUUCAGGUUCCUCAUUCUGAUUCUAAAAUAAUAUUAAAUUAUACAAAAAAAAUGAAAUAUUAACUGUGAUGGAUAAGGAAAUAAAAUUACAAAAAGCCUAUAUUUCGUAUUAAUUUCUUUAAGUCAAAACUAUAUCAAAUAUAUAUAUAUAUAUAUAUAUAUAUUUAUAUUGUUCAUGUUUGGAGGAAGCCUUUGAUCCUUUCAAUGCCAAUGCCUGUCAAAUAUGGAAGAAGAGCCAAUGUUCCUUUGUAUGGACGUCUAUACAAAUUUCGCAAAAAUCAAAAUAAAGUCUAAUAUGAAUAAUGUUUUUGAAAAAUAAAUGUGUUUUAAAUAUGUAUAAUGAUCCAACAAAAGACUAAAUAAUAACCAAAUUAUGUAAUAUUGUAAUUACACUUUUUGCAUAUAAUCAAAUAAUGUAAAAGAUUAUUUUUCAAGAUAGUUCAGUGAAUUUUUAAAUUUAUGUACCAUUAUUACAUGUAGAUUGGAACUAUAACACCAUCUACCGAGUGAGGAGUUUUUAAACUCCUCCUUUUAUUAUGUGCAUUCCUUGGAGCAUAAUAAAAAAAGAAAAUAAUUCAAUGUAGCCUAAGUCGUGCAUUAUUAAUAUAGUUUAAUAAAUUCUGUUUGGUUUAAAGUAUAUUUUACAGAUGAAAAAAUUAAGUGUUAUAAGGUGGGCCAGUGUAAAAAGGUAAAUUUGGGCCUGGAUAUUCUUGAUAUGGCACAGGGUACCACACAAUAGUGAGUAAAAAAAAAUUGUUGAAGGAACUACUAUAAAGUAAUAGCAUUUUAUGGAACCAAAGAGAAUAACCAACUGCUACCACAAGUUAGUUACUACUACUGGUCAUCCAGAGUAAAUGGUUGGUGUUACUUUCUUACAUUUACUACAUCACAGUAAGUAUUCAACUUUAGUGGGCUCCUUACUCUCUCCCCAAGGUGAGCAAUAAGAUUAGAGGUUGAAUUUUCUGACGAGAUGUUCAAAUCAAUCCUCUUUAUGAUGUCAUCCAGUGAUGAAGCUAGAGGUCGUGAUGGUACUCUGAAAAAGAGCUCUGCAAACAGAACACAACAAUUUUUUAAACAUGUUGAAAUGUCUUAAAUUUCAAGUGCAAUAGUUUUGAAAUUACCUUGAAUUUCUAAAUCUCAAUCUACUCCAACUUGAAAUUCUGGAUCAGCCGUGGCGCGUAAUAAAUUCCAUUUUGGGCUUGGUGUCAAAGCUUCUCAUUACUUUCAGGCAUAAAUUCAUGCAUAAAAAAUCGAUACAUUUUUCUCAAACCUAAAAAUUUGUUUUAUCAGUGUCAUGCCAAGACUUACACAACUUACACAAUUGCGAUGAACAAUAUAAUGCCAACUGGCAGCAGUUGUUUUGUUCACAUCAUGUUUGGGCAAAUACUAGGAAGCCCGAGAAAAGUGAAGCAAGUACUAUCCUUGGUAGCACUAUUUUUAUUUACUUGAAACAAACUAAUUGCUUCAAAAUUAGCGUAACAGAGCAAGUAGUACUUCAUUCAAUAUAUAUACUGUGAAUAUAUGUAUAUAUUGGUUAAACAUAAUGUUACAACUAAUGGUGUCUGUAAAUAAAGAAAGCAUAUACUAGUAAUUAUUUAAUUAGUUUACUUAUUGCAUUAGUUAUUAUUACUAGACAUUAUAAAGUGUUAUAACAAAUUGAUAAGAUGUUAUAAAUGUUGGUGAAAAGCAGGACCAGCUAAAGCUAGGUUAUUACUAAUGUGAAAUAAAGUUGAUUUUUAUAUCUGUCACAAGAGCAUUUAUAAUUAUAGUAGAAAACUCCUCUUUUAUUGUAUUUCAAUGGAUAUGUUUUGAAGGGGGCAUUAACCUAAAUGAGAAGAUUCUGUUACUCUUGUAUGAAGUGGUCCGUUUUACUUUUAAUAAGAUCACCUAAUUUUGCUUGUAGUUGAGAAAAACAUUUUUCUUUUGUGCUGAAUUGAAAUUUUACCUAUCACUAAAGUAUGUAAUAGAGUCAUUGGUUAUAAUUUGAAAAAAAAAUAUCAACUAAACUUUCAUGGUACAAACCCAAGUUGAAAGUAAUUCACAAUUAUUAUCCAUAAUAUUAAGAUCUAGAAGUAGAGUAAUAUGUGCAAAAUUUAACCAGGAAAUUCAUGUCUUAUUAACAAAAAUUUUAAUUUAAUGUAAAUUAUUGUUUAUUGUAUUAUAUUAUUACCAUUAACAUUGAAACUCACAAAAUAUAUUCGAAUUAAAUUAUGAGUUCUAGAUUUUGAUUUCUAAAAUUCAAGAAUUACGUGGUUUCAGCUUUCAGAAUUUAACCCUUAUUUGAGUGGAGGAGGUGGAAAAUGUGAGGAGAAAGGGCAGUUAAUUAAAGUCCUUAAACUUAAAAAAAUUGUAAUUUUUAAAAUAAAUUUUCAUGUAAAUAAAGCUAAACUUUCUAUUUUUAUAAUCUAUAAGUUGGCUGUGUUUGACGGGAAUUAUUGAAAGAAUUAAAAAAAAUGUGAGUUGCAAAUGAUUAGCUUAGAUUUGGGACACUUAAUUAAGUUCAGGAGAAGAAGUUCAAGAUCAAGAUUUCCAGAUAAAAAUAUGUAAAUAUUAAACCAUUAAGUAAUUUUUUGCACUUUACCUGUAAGAGGAAGAAAAGACUACUCUAACACACAAUAGUAUAAUUAGUGUUCUAUUCUUAUAUUGUAAAACACUGUUAAAUUAAAAGUCACAUUAUUUACAUAAAGGAAACUAUAUGUGGGUGAGAUUAAACGAAGCCCUGCUUUAGUGGCGGAUAAAUACCACAUGUUAUAUAGGUAUAGAUGAUAACAAGUUUAAAAUCUAUUUUAUAAUUCAUUGUUUCUAGAUUAUUUUAGUGCAAAAUCAAGAAUAAAUCUUAUUGUUUUUUUA